AUGGAAUCCUCUACAUCAUCAGUUAAUUUAACUAAAUAUGAUCAACUAGAAACAGAAGAUUGUUUUCCAGAUUCAGAUGAAAGCCAUUCCUCUGGAUAUGAUUCUUGUGACAGCAGUGAAUGUGGGUCAGUAAAGGUCAAGGUCAAUGAAACCAAAUGUCGGAAACCAGCAUCAGAAACAAUGGUAUUUAAAAGUCAAGAGUCGUUAUGUGACAGUUUAGAUUAUAUUUUAUCAAUGCCAGAAUUAUGUGAUGUUGUAUUUCUUGUUGGUGAAAAUAAAACACCAGUUUAUGGGGUCAAGGCCAUUUUAGCCACCAGAAGUCGUGUUUUCUAUCAGAUGAUUCUACAGAAACAGAAGGAGGUCAAGGCUAAGAAGGUCAAAGGUGAUAAGUUCAAGGGUAAACUGGUGUUAGAGGUCAUGAACUAUGAAGAAGAUAUUUUUAGAAGAUUUAUUAGUUUUAUUCAUUGUGGAAAAAUUAAAACAGAUGUUAAUUCAGUCAUAGGAUUAUUCUGUGCUUCCGUAGAAUUUAGUAUGAAAGAUUUAAAACAGGCAUGCUGGGAUUAUUUUCUUAGAUGUCUGGAUAAUCAGACAGAAACUCUGAUGACGUCACUGGAAUUUUACAGUCAUCAUCGAGGAAUAAAACACAUCAUGAAUAAGCUUUAUGGCGUACAACAAUAA
This is a messenger RNA of Lottia gigantea (owl limpet), 678 nucleotides long. RefSeq lists its product as hypothetical. Lineage: Eukaryota; Metazoa; Mollusca; Gastropoda; Lottiidae. The record is from RefSeq and is a predicted model, not a curated record. Gene Ontology annotation, molecular function: protein binding. Bases 1 to 678 code for a protein of 225 amino acids. The transcript is spliced from 4 exons.